Molecule: messenger RNA, 1764 nt
Organism: Calypte anna (Anna's hummingbird)
Lineage: Eukaryota; Metazoa; Chordata; Aves; Apodiformes; Trochilidae
Gene: SRD5A1
Product: steroid 5 alpha-reductase 1
Exons: 5
Coding region: 3-914 (303 amino acids)
Biological process (GO): steroid biosynthetic process
Molecular function (GO): 3-oxo-5-alpha-steroid 4-dehydrogenase activity
Source: RefSeq, a predicted model, not a curated record
CGAUGAAUGGAGGCGGUGGGGCGCGCGGGCGGAUGGCUGGGUCUGAGACUGAGGCUGGGUCUGAGACAGGCGCAGGCAGGAUGGGGCUCGGUGGUGGCGGCGGCGGCGGCGGCAGUGGUGGCGUCGUGUGCGGGUUCUGGCGGCGGGUGUCGGGCCCGGAGGAGCGGCGGCUGCUGGAGCUCCUCUCCUACGGGCUGGUGGGGCUGGGUGCCGCCUCCGCCCUGCUGCUGCGCUUCAUCCCAAUGCCCUACGGCCGCUACUCCUCCCGCCGCUUUGGCUGGCUGCUGCCCGCCCGCCCCGCAUGGAUGCUGCAGGAGCUGCCCUCUCUUCUCGUCCCGCUGGGGCUGGCUGCCUGUGGCGGGGCCACUGCAGCCGCCUGGCCCAACCGGGUACUGCUGGGCUGCUUCGUCCUGCACUACGCGCACAGGUCACUCAUAUUUCCUCUUCUGAUCCGGCAAGGAAAACCCACACCAUUUUUCACUUUCGUGCUAGCACUUCUGUUCUGUGUUUACAAUGGAUACUUGCAAGGCCGAAGCUUAAGCAACUAUGCAGAAUACCCUUCAGGCUGGUUAAAAAAUCCAUGUUUCACUACAGGUUUUAUAGGAUGGUUGGUUGGCAUGGCAAUCAAUAUUCAUUCUGAUCAUAUUCUCAGAAAUUUGAGAAAACCAGGUGAAACUGGUUACAAGAUACCAAGAGGAGGAAUGUUUGAGUAUGUCAGUGGAGCCAACUUUUUUGGAGAGAUCCUGGAAUGGUUUGGGUUUGCCCUUGCCUGCUGCACCAUUGAAAGCCUUGCAUUUGCAGUGUGCACGCUUUUCAUCUUGAGUUCAAGGGCUAAACAACACCACCAAUGGUACCUUGAGAAAUUUAAAGACUACCCCAAGAACAGAAAAAUUGUGAUCCCAUUUAUUUACUGAACUGUGCUUCUAACACUGCAUUUGAAGUGGUGGCCCUGUUGUAAUAGCUAACACCUCACAUGUGUUGGCAUCUUAACAACCUACUCUGAUCAGCACUGUGGCAAAGCCUUUGCAUCAGUGCUGCUUUUAGUUACUGCUUUUGCUUUUAAUGAAAACUCGGAAUAUAAUGAAUAUGGUGAAGAGGAACAAAAAUGCUUUUCCAACAGUGGAGCACCAUCAUGAAUACAUUAUGCAAUACAUCUGGAUUCUUAUCAUGGGAAGUACUCUAUGGGACUUUUGGUACUUCCUCUUCUGCCUCUGCAGGUUUCUGCUGCUUCCACUUGAUCUGGCCACACUGUCCUGAGGGUUGUGCCAUGACCCCAGUUGCCCUCAUUGCAGCUGGAUGCUGUGUUCUGCUGUUAUUGUUUGCCUGCAUAAUACAAAUGGGUUGAUCUUUUCCUUGCUUUCCUAAUCCUUUCUUCCCCCACCUGGAUUUCCAGGAGAACUGAUUAUGAUGCAGACCAAGGAUAUUAGACAAAUAUAGUCACUGUCAGGUGUUAUUCCUCUUCCUCUUUGCACUCUUACACUUAUGAACACUCUAAAUAAUACUUUAUACCAUUUACAGUGACUGCUUUACUGCUACCUUUCCCAAAUAAUAGAUUAAGAUUUUCAUCUACCUCUGAAAUCUGAUAACUGUCUCAAUAUUCAUCAUGUGUUUUCUCACUCAACAUUAUUUUUGGAAGGAAUAACUAUUUGGGAUACUUAAGCCAGUUCUAGCACUGUUAACAAUUGUGUAAUGUUUUCUAUCUUAUCUUAUAAAAAAAAUCCUUUAGAUUUUUACAAAAUUCUUACUAUGCUGUUCAAAAAAAAA